Molecule: messenger RNA, 1227 nt
Organism: Parastagonospora nodorum SN15
Lineage: Eukaryota; Fungi; Ascomycota; Dothideomycetes; Pleosporales; Phaeosphaeriaceae
Exons: 1
Coding region: 1-1227 (408 amino acids)
Molecular function (GO): oxidoreductase activity
Source: RefSeq, a predicted model, not a curated record
AUGCGUUUCAGCUCUUCCAUGGUGCUGACGCUGGUGGCGGGCACAUUGUCGUAUGCCUUACCGGCUCCUCAAGAGGGUGCUACACUACCCACGGCAGCCUCACCCGAUACCGAAGUUGCCGCGGAACAGCUCGACCAACUAGCUCUAUUUGCACAGCAACAAGUCAAUGCCACUUUAUCAGGCAACGAUUUGAAGCGAGGGACAUGCAAUAGCAAGAAUGUUGCCGUACGCCGAGAGUGGAAUUCUCUAAGCAACCCAGAGCGCAAGGCCUACACCGAUGCUGUCCUUUGCUUCCAGGCAAAACAGGCCAAAACCCCUUCUUCGCUCGUUCCUGGAGCGAAAUCCCGAUUCGACGACUGGGUAGCGACUCACAUCAACCAAACUACCACGAUUCACUACACCGGUACUUUCUUGGGGUGGCACCGAUACUUCACCUGGCAAUACGAGCAAGCCCUCCGCAAAGAGUGCGGAUACAAGGGAUACCAGCCCUACUGGAAUUGGGCAAAGACUGCUGAAUCUGGUCUUGAGAAAUCGCCGAUGCUGGACGGUUCUCCCUUCUCCAUGUCCGGCAAUGGAGAGUUCAUUCCAGGCGGUAAAGAAGUUAAUCUCGGAGGAAACGGCCUGCCCGACUUCUGGCUUCCUGCUGGGACCGGUGGUGGUUGCAUCAAGAGCGGACCCUUCAAGGACAUGAAAGUCAACCUCGGGCCAGUUCAAUUGGGCCUGACCGACGGUACUUCCGUCUCCAACGGCGAUGGUCUCGGCUUCAACCCGAGGUGCUUGAAGCGUGAUUUGACCGAUUACUCCAACAAGAACUUCGCCAACGCAUCCUCCAUCGCAAGCUUGAUUCUUGGCACCAAGGAUAUCACUAAUUUCCAGAACACGAUGCAGGGCCUUCCCGGUUCGGGCAGCAUCGGUGUCCAUGGUGGCGGUCACUACUCCAUGGGCGGUGACCCCGGCCGCGAUCUCUUCACCUCUCCAGGCGACCCGCUGUUCUACCUCCAUCAUGGUGGCAUUGACCGCGCCUGGUGGAUCUGGCAGCAACUUGACCUUAAGACCCGUACUGGUGCCAGCGGUAUCUCCGGUACUGGCACUUUCAUGAACAUGCCUCCUUCGCCGGACACUACUCUCGACACCGUCAUUGACCUCGGCUACGCCGCUGGCCCACCUGUCAAGAUGUCUGAUCUUAUGAGCACGACUGGAGGACCUCUUUGUUACAUUUACGUCUAA